Molecule: messenger RNA, 4542 nt
Organism: Cornus florida
Lineage: Eukaryota; Viridiplantae; Streptophyta; Magnoliopsida; Cornales; Cornaceae
Product: phytochrome A1
Exons: 5
Coding region: 966-4340 (1124 amino acids)
Biological process (GO): regulation of DNA-templated transcription; protein-tetrapyrrole linkage; red, far-red light phototransduction
Cellular component (GO): nucleus
Molecular function (GO): phosphorelay sensor kinase activity; protein homodimerization activity; photoreceptor activity
Source: RefSeq, a predicted model, not a curated record
GUCGAUUUCUUUCCUCGGCAGUCUUGAUUUUGACCUCGAAUUUGAAAAUUUAUAAGUUAUAACCUAACAAGUAAUCUUCAAUACUAAACUCUUGUUUAUCUUAUUGUUGAUCCAAAUUAAACACACACAACUAAAAAAAAGGAAAAGCAUAGGAGAUGUAUGGGCAAUCUGAGUGGGGAUGCCGGCUAAUCGGGAAUCUGACCCACACAGUGGAUUGGUUUCAUCUGCGAUUUUCUGACACAGAUGGUGGAGGGCACGUGAAUUCCAUAACCCUCACCUCUGUUUGUAUUCUACGUAUCGUAUGGGGCUUUCCACCUCCGCCCCCUUACGAUCUCCAAACGCUGCCCUGUUACAUACCCCCCAUAUGGGUGCUCUGCUCAAUAAUAUAGACAUUUAUCUAUAUAUAGAAUUAUAUAUCUAUAUGAGGAUAAGAACAGAACCCACUUUCCAAUUUUUUAAUCCAAACUGACUAUGUUAUGUAUAAUUAUAUUUUUACCCUUUUGUGACAGCGAAUCGAAAUCCCAGUUUAUGCUAUUUUUAGUGGGAUCAACUGCCUACAUUAGCUAUGUUUGGAAACAAAACCACCACUCUGGAUUGCCUUCUUCUUAGUCCCCAGUUUUCUUCCCCUACCCCUCUAUCUCCAUAUAUUAUAUAUAUAUAUAAUCUUGGAGAAUGAUCAAUAACUUUAUAAGGGUAUGCUCAUGAGUAGAGAGUACUGUUGGUGUGGUCCCUUUUCUUGCUUCGAGUGUUGGUGAGAAGGAUUCGGUGAUCGAGGUUUUGGGAAAAUUGGAAUUGAGGUUAUCUAUGGUGGAAUUGCUUUCUAGUGGCCAACUUGACUGUCCUGUUUUUCGAGUUCUUCAAGUAGUCUCAGCAUCACUAGCACAAGAUUUGAUUUGAGUUUGGUGGGUUUGGCCUCUUCAGCUGAAAAGGGUCAGAGCUUCAAUCUCUUUCACUUUUGGGUUAAAAUGUCAUCCUCGAGACCUAACCAGUCUUCCAGCACUUCUGGCCGAUCAAGACACAGUUCUAUAGUUAUUGCACAGACCAAUGUAGAUGCAAAGCUCCAUGCAGAUUUUGAGGAGUCGGGGAGCUCCUUUGACUACUCGAGCUCAGUGCGUCUUACCGAAGCAGUCAGCGGAGAUCCACAACCACGAUCUGACAAACUAACCACAGCUUACCUCCACAACAUACAGAAAGGCAAGCUGAUCCAGCCAUUUGGGUGCUUGUUAGCACUAGAUGAGAAAACUUUUAAAGUGAUUGCCUACAGUGAGAAUGCUCCUGAAAUGCUAACAAUGAUUAGUCAUGCUGUUCCAAGCGUUGGAGACCAUCCAGUUUUUGGCAUUGGAACUGAUGUGAGGACUAUCUUUACUGGCCCCAGUGCUGCUGCAUUGCAAAAGGCUUUGGGAUUUGGGGAGGUUUCUCUUCUGAAUCCCAUUUUAGUCCAUUGCAAAACUUCUGGAAAGCCAUUUUAUGCCAUUGUCCACAGGGUAACAGGUAGCUUGAUCAUUGACUUUGAGCCCGUUAAGCCUUAUGAGGUCCCCAUGACUGCUGCUGGGGCUUUGCAAUCAUACAAGCUUGCAGCCAAAGCAAUUAACCGGUUGCAGACUUUGUCUAGUGGAAGCAUGGAAAGGCUUUGUGAUACCAUGGUUCAGGAGGUUUUUGAACUUACUGGAUAUGAUAGGGUGAUGGCUUAUAAAUUUCAUGAUGAUGAUCAUGGCGAGGUUGUGUCUGAGCUUACAAAGCCAGGCCUUGAGCCUUAUCUAGGCCUGCACUAUCCAGCUACAGACAUCCCUCAGGCUGCACGCUUUCUAUUUAUGAAGAAUAAGGUGCGUAUGAUCUGUGACUGUAAUGCAAAAAAUGUGAAGGUGCUCCAAGAUGAGAAGCUUCCAUUUGAUCUAACAUUGUGUGGUUCGACCCUCAGAGCUCCACAUAGUUGCCACUUGCUAUAUAUGGAGAACAUGAAUUCCAUAGCUUCUCUUGUUAUGGCAGUUGUAGUAAAUGAGGAGGAUGAAACAGGUGAUAGCUCUGAUGCUGCUCAAGCACAAAAAAAAAAGAGGCUUUGGGGUUUAGUGGUGUGCCAUAACACAACUCCGAGGUUUGUUCCCUUCCCUCUGCGGUAUGCCUGUGAAUUUCUUGCUCAAGUGUUUGCCAUCCAUGUCAGUAAGGAGUUAGAAUUGGAAAAUCAGAUUAUUGAGAAGAAUAUUUUGCGUACUCAGACACUCUUGUGUGAUAUGUUGAUGCGAGAUGCACCCCUAGGUAUUGUGUCACAGAGCCCAAACAUAAUGGAUCUUGUGAAAUGUGAUGGGGCUGCUUUGUUUUACAAAAAUAAGAUAUAUAGACUUGGAGUAACACCGAUUGACUUCCAUUUGCAAGAUAUAGUCUCUUGGCUCUCUGAAUUUCAUAUGGACUCUACCGGUUUGAGUACAGAUAGCUUGUAUGAUGCAGGUUACCCUGGGGCCCUUGUUCUUGGUGGUGUAGUAUGUGGGAUGGCAGCUGUGAGGAUAAAUUCCAAAGACAUGCUUUUCUGGUUCAGGUCCCACACUGCUGCAGACAUUCGAUGGGGAGGAGCGAAGCAUGAACCAGGUGAGAAGGAUGAUGGUAGGAAGAUGCAUCCGAGAUCCUCAUUCAAAGCUUUCCUUGAAGUUGUUAAGACGAGGAGUUUGCCUUGGAAGGACUAUGAGAUGGAUGCAAUCCACUCUUUGCAGCUUAUCCUGAGAAAUGCUUUCAAGGAUGCAGAGGCCAUCGAUUUAAAUGCCGAUGCCAUCCAUAAGCAGCUCAAUGACCUGAAGAUUGCAGGGAUGCAAGAACUGAAAGCAGUGACAGGUGAGAUGGUUCGUUUGAUUGAAACAGCGACAGCCCCAAUCUUAGCAGUUGAUGUAGAUGGGCUGGUUAAUGGAUGGAAUACAAAAAUUGCUGAGUUAACCGGUCUUCCGAUUGAUAAAGCACUUGGUAGGCAUUUGCUAACCCUUGUGGAAGAUUCAUCAGCUGACAUAGUCAAGAAGAUGUUGCACUUGGCAAUACAAGGCAAAGAGGAGCAAAAUAUUCAAUUUGAGAUAAAAACACAUGGUUCUAGGAGUGACUCUGGUCCCAUCAGCUUACUUGUAAAUGCAUGUGCAAGCAAGGAUGUUCAAGAGAAUGUUGUGGGGGUGUGUUUUGUGGCACAAGAUAUUACUGGCCAGAAGAAUGUCAUGGACAAAUUCACCCGGAUUGAAGGUGAUUACAAAGCUAUUGUACAGAACCCGAAUCCGUUGAUUCCCCCAAUAUUUGGCACCGAUGAAUUUGGAUGGUGUUCUGAGUGGAAUGCAGCAAUGAAAAAAUUAUCUGGAUGGGAUAGAGAGGAGGUUAUUGAUAAAAUGCUUUUGGGGGAGGUUUUUGGGAUCAACACAGCAUACUGUCGUCUCAAGAAUCGAGAGGCUUUUGUAAAUCUUGGUAUUGUACUUAACAAUGCUAUGACUGGUCAGGAGUCUGAAAAGAUUUCAUUUGGUUUCUUUGCACGUAAUGGAAAGUACAUAGAAUGCCUGCUCUGUGUGAGCAAGAAACUGGAUGGAGAAGGUGCAGUCACUGGAGUUUUUUGCUUCUUGCAGCUGGCAAGUCUAGAGCUGCAACAAGCACUUCAUGUUCAGCGCUUAUCAGAGCAGACAGCAUUGAAGAGAUUGAAAGCAUUAUCUUACAUAAGACGGCAGAUCAGAAACCCUCUCUCGGGGAUAAUAUUUUCUCGGAAGAUGAUGGAGGGAACUGACUUAGGAGAAGAACAGAAACAGCUUCUGCAUACUAGUGCCCAGUGCCAACGUCAGAUCAACAAAAUUCUUGAUGAUGUAGACCUUGAUAGCAUCAUUGACGGGUACUUGGAUCUGGAAAUGGUUGAGUUUACGCUGCAAGAAGUUGUUGGUGCCUCCAUUAGUCAAGUUAUGACAAGGAGCAAUGGAAAGGGUAUCCAAAUAGUCAAUGAUAUGGCAGAAGAGAUCAUGUCUGAAACCUUAUAUGGAGACAGUCUGAGGCUUCAACAGGUCCUAGCUGAUUUCUUACUGAUAUCGGUUAAUUACAUGUCUAAUGGAGGUCAGCUUGGCAUUGCGGCUAGUCUGGCCAAAGAUCAUUUGGGAGAAUCAGUUCAGCUUGCACAUGCAGAAUUCAGGAUUACACAUGCAGGAGGUGGGGUACCGGAAGAAUUGUUGAGCCAAAUGUUCGGAAGUGAUGGAGAUACGGACGAGGAGGGUAUCAGCCUGCUUAUCAGCCGAAAACUGGUGAAGCUCAUGAAUGGAGAUGUUCAGUAUUUGAGGGAAGCGGGCAAAUCAACUUUCAUCGUAUCUGUUGAACUUGCUGCAACCAAUAAGUCCAGGCCCUGAAUGAUUACCAAAGGAAAAUGAUGCACUGACUCGUGAGCUUCUCUGUACAGUGUUGUAGGGCUGCAAGUUUACCUCUCUACUCAUUUUGUCAUUCGGCCAUUUCAGCAUGUUGUUGUUGUUGUUGUUGUUGUUGUUUUGUUUUCAUCAUAUGGAUAUUUUUUUUAUCUCAAUUCCAAUGACCAUCUCUGAUUUGUUCGGUUUU